Clarias gariepinus (North African catfish) is the source of this 2407-nucleotide messenger RNA. RefSeq lists its product as uncharacterized. Bases 136 to 1509 code for a protein of 457 amino acids. Gene Ontology annotation, biological process: transmembrane transport. Gene Ontology annotation, cellular component: membrane. Gene Ontology annotation, molecular function: transmembrane transporter activity. The transcript is spliced from 7 exons. The record is from RefSeq and is a predicted model, not a curated record. NCBI's taxonomy places the organism in Eukaryota, Metazoa, Chordata, Actinopteri, Siluriformes, Clariidae.
AUACACAUGUGACUUCACUCAAACAGUCAACUUUCCUUAUUAGAUCGCUGUUUCAUUUUAAAAACUAGGAACUAAAAAGAAAUGUAUUCAUUGCUUGUGUGACCUUGCAUAGCACGUAUCCUUGUAAAAUAGAAUAUGUCACGAUGUCUGGAGAAACUGAGGAGGACUGUUACUGUGGAGCCAGUGAUUUUCUUUUACAUGACCAGCACCUUCAUCAUGCAGCCGGCUAAUCAACACCUGGUCAUGGACAAGGUUUGCCAAGAUCUAUAUACGGACAUAUCCAUAUGCAGUGACUCUGUGCACAGAGAGAGUGAAGAAGUUGAGUCAUGGUCCUCCUACAUCCUGCUGCUCUAUACAGCCAUGACCAGUUUAGUAUCUAUCCCCCCAGCCAUAAUGUUGGGCUCCUGGUCUGACCAUGCUGGCCGCAGGUCAGUGAUGAUUCUUCCGUUUUUACUCUCACUGCUGAGUGGUGGAGUGCUGUUGGCUAUGACUCUGGUGCAAAGCCUGAGUGUCUACUGGUGUCUGCUCACAGCUGCCUUCAUUGGUUUAACUGGUGGCCACGUUUCCAUCUUCCUUAGCUGUUUCAGCUUCCUAGCUGACGUUACUAUGGAAUCCAGCUCUAGCCGCACUAUGCGCAUGGCCAUAGGUGAAUCUAUGGUCUUUGUAGGGGGCAUGGUGGGAUUUCUCCUGGGUGGCUUCCUGGAACAGGAGAUUGGCUUGGUGGCAGCUUUCGGAGCCUACAUUGCCUGCCAUGUAUUAGCCAUAUUUUACAUCCUGCUGUGGCUGCGGGACCCCAGGCCAAACAUCAGCACUUUAAGCUUCUAUUCUACUGAAAAUGAAGAGCAGGCGUCUAGAGGGUUUAUUCUUAAGUAUGUCAGGCUGUCCUUUAGAGCAGUAUUCAAGAGAAGGCCAGGCCAGGAUAGACUGAAACUGCAUCUCCUUAUCCUGUGCACCUUCAUAAACAACCUGGUAGCAAUUGGGGAUAGUUCUAUCUUACUGCUCUAUUUGAUGUAUGAGCCCAGAGAGUUCACAACUGCAAUGUUUGGAGUGUUUAACUCUACCAGAAUGUUCUUGUUGGGAGCUGGUCUCUUGGGUCUGUUCCCUUUGCUGAUGCAUUGCUUUAAGGAGAUGACAUUGGCUAAACUCAGUGCUGUGUUUAGAGCUGCCUCUUAUGUCCUGCUGGCUUUUUCCACUAACACAUGGAUGGUCUACUUGGUGGCUGUACUGGGUAUGCCAGGUGGGAUCACACAAGCAGUGAUUCGCUCAUUGUCUUCCUCUAUUGUGGAACCUGAUGAACAAGGUGCCAUGUUUUCCUUCUCGGCUUCAGUGGAGGCCACUUGCAUCCUCAUUGCUGGCAUCCUAUUCAACGGCCUGUACCCUUUGACCCUUGCUACAUUUCCUGGCAUGCCCUUUAUCAUCAUGGCUACUUUUUCCAUCAUCGUCCUCAUCCUUAUGCAGUGGAUAAGCGAAAUGCCAACCACACAGCCUCGCUUGAUGCUGCAGGACUGAGAAUCUUUCUCUGUGUCAUCCUUUACAGACUUCUAUUUUAUGAUGCAAUGAAGAUAUAUUAAAUCCACCACAAAUUCUACUCCCUACAGAAACUGAGUAUUUAGCUGAAAUAUUACAACAUAUGUACAAUAUUGGCCUGUCUAUUUUUUUCAGAAAUAUCUAUGUAUAUACAUUGACAUACAUUUGAGAUGCUUCUCAUAAAACUAAACAAACAACAAAAAACUUCCAUUCAUGUCAGUAAUGUACAAUUAGCUUAUACUCAAGGUCUCUAGUGGUAUAAAAUAAUAUAAUUAAUCCAUGGUUGAAAAGUUACCAAUGUAAAACCAUGUGGAGUACUUAGUAGAUAUCCUUUGGAGCAGUGCAAUUUAACGGAGUGUAAAAAGAGCCUAAGCCAUAAUAACGACCAUAAUGUAAUAAGUAGGUCUCAAAGGUCAAUGGCAUAUCAAGGCAAGGUAAUUGAGAAUUGCAGCUUUAACUGUUCUCCGCAUAAAGCCAUUCCACAGCUAGAGCAAAGGAACCAUCCUCAAUGUUUUUCUUCACCUCUAGAGCCAGGGCCGGAAAUUGGUCUCUAAUUAGGGAGGUUGUAUUUAAUCAUGGGCCAAGCUAUGUUGAAAUCACUGGCCCUAUUAAUUGGGCUGCAGGCUUUUUGUGUUUGUUAAAACAGACUGCCAUUUAUAGAGUACACUAUAUAUACAGUAUUUAUAUAUACACAGUAUAUAUAUAUAUAUAUAUAUAUAUAUAUAUAUAUAUAUAGUUCUGUGCAAAAGUCUUAGGCACCAUGUUAUAUGCUGUACCAAUUUUGUUAUACAUGUUUAUCAUGUCUGCAUAAUUAUGUACAAAAACAUUCAUUAUUUCCAUUUAUAACUUAAAAAUUAAUACAUAAAUAAAAUAACAGGAG